AUGGCCCCUAUACAUCGGAUAUUCUCAUCGGCUAACAACAAGCCCUAUCGAACCAAGCAACUUGAAGAAGAAAUGCCCCCGUACUUAAACGAGGAUGGCUACGUCGACUUUGCGCCGGGCGACAUCCAGAACCCACAGAAUUGGUCUACUGCUCGGCGCUGGUCUGUCACGUUCUCAGCUGUGUUGCUCGUACUGAAUGCUACUUUUGCAUCGAGUUCGCCAAGUGGAUGCUUCCCGUCUAUCUCAGAACACUUCCAUGUAUCCGAGUUGGUAGCAGGCUUGACCAUCACCCUGUUUCUACUGGGUUACUGUGCCGGACCGCUCCUCUUCGCACCACUAAGCGAGCUCUACGGAAGAAGAUGGAUCUUCUACAUUACCUUUACGCUGUAUCUCAUCUUUAACUUUCUGUGUGCCUGGGCACCUAACUUUGGCGCCCUCCUCGUCGGCCGUUUCCUCACUGGAACGUUUGUCUCUGCACCCCUCAGCAAUGCACCCGGGGUACUCGCAGACCUGUGGACCCCGAUCGAGCGUGGCAAUGCCAUGGCAGGAUUUUCUGCCAUGGUAUGGGUCGGGCCAGCAUUGGGGCCUGUUAUUGCCGGGUUCCUCGAGCUGAAGAAGGACUGGCGUUGGAGUUUCUAUGUCCUUCUCUGGCUUGGUGGUGUAACAGCUCUUAUCAUGUUGACUAUUCCCGAGACACAUGCUCCCACAAUUCUCCUUAAGAAGGCUCGAAGAAUACGAAAGGCAAAAAUACCCGGUUAUGAGAAUGUUAAAGCUCGUUCUGAAGAGGGUGAUCGUACGCUGAAGACUGUGUACCGUAUCGCCUUGACCAGACCGUGGAUUAUCCUCUUUGAUACCAUAUCCUUUCUCUGCGCAGUCUAUAUGUCUGUAGUCUACACGUUAUUAUAUAUGCUCUUUAGCAUCUAUCCAAUCGUGUUUCAGCAGCGACGUGGCUGGAACCCUGGUGUUGGAGAGCUGCCCUUGAUCGGGACUGUUAUUGGCGAGUACUUUGCAUGCAUACAAUUCCAUCGAACUUAUACUAACGUGCUCGAAGGUGCAUUCAUAGGUGGUGGCAUAGUUUUGAUGGAUACGCGAAUUCGAAAGAAAAAGAUUGAGAAUGGAGACAAGCAGAUGGAGCCCGAAGAUAGACUGCCAUUGGCAAUGAUUGGAGGUGUCGGAUUUGCCGUGACCAUGUUCUGGUUUGCAUGGACAGCUGAGUACAACUCUAUUCAUUGGAUCGUACCGACACUUGCGGGGACAUUCCUAGCUACAUCUUUGAUGUUGAUCUUCGUGGCUUUCUUGACCUAUCUCGUCGACGUCUAUCUUAUGUACGCGGCAUCUGCUAUUGCAGCCAAUACCAUUGCUCGAUCAGCAUGCGGCGCUGCUGCUCCCUUAUUCACAACACAAAUGUUCGAUACACUGGGAGUUGGUGGUGGUGGAAGUCUAAUCGGAGGAGUUGCUGCAGUUCUAGCCAUUAUUCCGUUUCUGUUCUACAGAUACGGUAAGCAGAUUAGGAUCCGAAGUAAGUUUGCGCCGACAGAGGAGAAGAGCGAAGCCAGGGAGAAGGAUGAGGAACAGGGUGACAACAAUGCCACUGCUCGGAGGAAUAGUGUUUUAUCUCAUUCAGAUAGGGCGAGUAGCUCGGAUACCACAGUGGCCGCCGCAUGA
Molecule: messenger RNA, 1665 nt
Organism: Fusarium subglutinans
Lineage: Eukaryota; Fungi; Ascomycota; Sordariomycetes; Hypocreales; Nectriaceae
Product: major facilitator superfamily transporter
Exons: 2
Coding region: 1-1665 (554 amino acids)
Biological process (GO): transmembrane transport
Molecular function (GO): transmembrane transporter activity
Source: RefSeq, a predicted model, not a curated record